This is a messenger RNA of Camellia sinensis, 2349 nucleotides long. NCBI's taxonomy places the organism in Eukaryota, Viridiplantae, Streptophyta, Magnoliopsida, Ericales, Theaceae. The record is from RefSeq and is a predicted model, not a curated record.
AUGGAGUUGCGCACGGAUUUUCAGGCGCAUUGCAACUAUUCUCAGGUGCGCUUCGAUCAGCUACACGCCGACAACCUCGCCAUCCGGCAACAGGGUCAGGAUGACGCCUUCGAGACGUGCGCUUUGAUGCAAGCCUUGUUUGCCCAGCAUUUCCCCCCCCCACCACCACCACCGGCUUCUCCCACCACCACCGGCUUCUCCGUAGUUCCCGCCUGCUGUGAACAUUCGCAUUGCCUGAAAAUUUUUGGACAGUCAGAUAUUUUUGGUGUUUUUGUUCUAUGCUGUCAACAUUCACAUUUGCUGGAAAUUUUAGGAGAGUCACAUGUCGGUGGUGUUAAUGUUCUACGAUGUGAACAUUCACAUUGCCUGAAAGUUUUAGUUCAAUCAGAUGUUAUUGGUGCUUUUGGGCUAGGCUGUGAACUUUCACAUUGUCUGGAAAAUUUGCCUGAAAAUUUAGGACAUUCAGGAGAGUCAGAUGUCGGUGGUGUUAAUGUUCUACGAGGUGAACUUUCACAUUGCCUGAAAGUUUUAGUUCAACCAGAUACUAUUGAUGCUUUUUGGCUAGGAGAGUCAGAUGUCGGUGGUAUUAAUGAUAUACGAUGUGAACAUUCACAUUGCCUGAAGAUGAAAAUACACAACAGCGACAUCAAGCUGAUUUUCGGUGUGGACUGUGGCAGCAAGCCAAUGGACAUAACAUACGGUGCGAAACCAAAGACUGGCAUUGUAAACAGAAGAUGCAAAAACGUCAGCCGGUUGACUUCAAAAUGGAUACAAACCCUUUUGACCGAGGCAUUGAAAGGAAAAAAGAAAGAUGACAACGAAGAAGUUGCCCGACUAGUGUGCAUGUAUGCUUGCCAGAAGCUUUUUUUCUCAACAAGCGGAGAGACAAUAGGAUGGGGCUACUACGCACAUAUGGUCCCACUGGAAAGCAUGCAAGAAUAUGAUUGGGCCAAGCAAAUUAGGACAAUGUUGACAUCGUCUAUUUCCCAAAAUGACAAAAAUCCAGCAAAAGUCACCGGCUGUGUCAUGUUAUUGAUGUACUGGUUGUGUGAGCACACAACCGUCCUCCAACCUCACAGACCCAAUGCUUUUCCUCGCUGUGUGAAGUGGGAUCUGACUGCUUUGCAGAAGAAAAUGAAAACCAUCUCCUUAGCAGAUUUGGGUUUUAAUGAGGUUAAUGCCGGUGAACUCUUUGCAAUCCCAACAGAAUUACAAAAGUUCAAGCGUAAAACAUUGAAGGUGGAGCCUGAAAUUUAUGAACCAGGCAGAAAAUCUCCCAACAUUUCUGACAUCAAGGGAGAACAACACAGUGGCAGCAACUCCCACUUUUCUGGGGAUGGGGUAGACCUGAAGGACAGUGAUGAGGACAUUCACAUUCCAUUUAGCAGCCAACAUUAUGACAGAGCUAUUGUAAUACCAGACACAAACCAACCUGAUAUCAUUGAUGUCCUUAUCCAAGAAAAUCGGAAGGCUUGGGGCGUCAUAAGGCAAUGGGAAGCAAAGUACAAACACCUUCAAUUUUCAUGGGAGUUGAGGGCAAGAGUCAUAGCUGAUCUUGAACAUAGAUUGUUUAACCAGUCCAGCCCACCCAACGUGAAUAUCGAAAUGAAGAAGUCCAUGGAGCAGAAGGAUCAAGAAAUCAAACGCUUAACGCAGCUGGUCAUCGACUUAGAAUGCGAUAAAACAAUUCUGCAGGAUCUUUACGAUGACCAGUCAGUCCACAUUGUCACACAAGCUAUGUCAGAAAGGCAACCCCCUAGCCCAAUGCAACACAAUAUCAGCCCACCUUCUAGGGUCAAGCGUAUAAAGGAAAAAGAUCGCAAAGAACAUCGACUGCCUGACUUCCAAUACCCAGAUUUACCUGGCCAAAAGCAGCCCCCUCCAGUAGAAAUGGUUGAAGAUGAGGAGGAACACCCACCAGCGAAGCAGCCAAAAAAAUUAUCCUUCACCAAGAAGUUCAAAGUCUGGGCCAAGAUGUCCAAACAUGACAAACAAAAGGUCCAAGCUUUACAAAAAAAUGGAGGCGAUGAGCUGCUGGUGUGGAAAGGAGAUUCGAAGGCUACACAUGUGUAUUUUGAUGACAUUGUCAACCUUAUCAAGGAGGAAUCAAUACACAGCAAUCUCAUAGAUGCAUAUGCUGAACUGUUGCAUGAACAACAAGAGGUGGUCAACCCAACUUCUGAUGAAGCCUCAUUGAUCUUCACGAGCAUGUGUUUGAGGAACUACAUUGAGCAUGUUGUUACCGUUAUUGGCGAGUCAUCACCGCUACACACUAAGUUAGCAGGCCAAAAUCCAGCACAACCAACCAAAAGUGUUGAUGUCUGUCCUCAGCAAGGCGACGACUCGUAA